This is a messenger RNA of Ictalurus punctatus (channel catfish), 5443 nucleotides long. It is a transcript of the gene gria1b, whose product is annotated as glutamate receptor, ionotropic, AMPA 1b. The record is from RefSeq and is a predicted model, not a curated record. Gene Ontology annotation, biological process: modulation of chemical synaptic transmission; synaptic transmission, glutamatergic. The transcript has 14 exons. Bases 358 to 2793 code for a protein of 811 amino acids. Gene Ontology annotation, cellular component: dendritic spine; postsynaptic membrane; AMPA glutamate receptor complex. Lineage: Eukaryota; Metazoa; Chordata; Actinopteri; Siluriformes; Ictaluridae. Gene Ontology annotation, molecular function: transmitter-gated monoatomic ion channel activity involved in regulation of postsynaptic membrane potential; AMPA glutamate receptor activity.
UGAUGUGUCGUUUCCAGAACCGCGGAGAAUAAAGCCGGGAGGGGAAUUGUCCGCCAGAGCGCACUCGUCCUGUUGGGUGAAAAACACAAGCGUGCGUGUUCGUGUUGAGGUCUCUGCUGACGUGUUUAAAUCUCCUUAGCCGUGCGUAGCGCUGCCAUUCUCGCGCAUAACACUGCAUAUCGAGACAGCGUACGCGGUGUUGUGUUGCUCGGUGCGGUGCUGUGCGGUGCGGAGCGCGCGCUAGCGUUAUAGCGUGCAUUUGACGCGGUUAUGGCCGCGCUGUAAAGUGGAACGGCGGAUGCUCAGUGGGAUAUAUAAUUCGGAAUUCGGCUCAUUUUCGCAAAUGCAAAAGAAAACAUGGAGCCAAGCCUGGCCUUACUGCUCACCAGCUUGCUCGGCUGGUGCUCGUGCUCGAGUUUCCCAAGUAACAUUAAUAUAGGCGGUUUGUUCCCGACCGACUCGCAUGAAUAUGAGGUGUUCCGAUUCGCGCUAUCUCAGCAGCACGAGCUCCCCAAACUGGUGCCACAAGUGGACAUGGUGGACGUGGGCAGCAGUUUUGCCAUGACAUACGCAUUUUGUUCCCAGUUCUCUAAAGGAGUCUACGCCAUAAUCGGUCUAUAUGACAAGAAGACCAUGAACAUGUUGAUGUCGUUCUGUGGGGCUCUGCAUGUCUGCUUCGUCACACCCAGCUUCCCAAUCGAGACCAACAAUCAGUUUGUAAUCCAACUCAGGCCGCAGCUCCAGGAUGCUCUGAUUGGCCUUGUGGAACACUACAAGUGGACCAAAUUUGUCUACAUGUAUAGCUCAGAUUCAGGACUGACUGUGCUACAGAAAAUCCUGGACACAGCUGCAGAAAAGAGUUGGCAGGUGACAUCCAUCAACUUUGAUACUCUUACAGAGGCAGCCUUCAUUAACUCUAUCCAGGACCUGGACAGCAAAAAAGAGCACAAGAUCAUUCUGGACUGCGAGCUGGAAAGACUUAACUCCAUUCUUAACCUGAUUGCAGCGCAAAAAAAGAAUCUGAAGAAUUAUCACUUUAUCCUGGCAAACCUGGGCUUUCUGGACCUGAAUUUGACAGAGUUCAGGAAAGGUGGUGCCAACAUCACAGGCUUCCAGUUAAUGAACUACACAGACCCCAUGGUUAGCAGGACUAUAGAUGACUGGCUGGACUUUGACAGCAAAGACCUGAAGAGCCCUAAGAGGAGACUCAAGUACACAGGAGCGCUCACCUAUGAUGGUGUGAGUGUCAUGGCCACUGCUUUCCAAAACCUCAGGAGGCAGCGUAUCGACAUUUCCCGGCGAGGGAAUGCAGGCGAAUGUCUGGCCAACCCCCCAGCACCAUGGGGCCAAGGCAUUGACAUCCAGAGAGCCCUCCAACAGGUACAGUUUGAAGGUCUAACAGGCCACGUCCAGUUCAACGAGAAAGGACAUCGAACAAACUUUACUGUCAGCGUACUGGAGCUUGUUCCGAGUGGACCCAAGAAGGUGGGCUACUGGAACGAAAAUGAGAAGUAUGUGAGCACGGCGACGUACGCCCACACACUCAACGAGACAUUCGGCAUGCACAAUAGGACAUACAUUGUCACCACCAUUCUAGAAUCUCCGUACGUGAUGCUGAAGAAAAAUCACGAGCAGCUGUCAGGGAACGAUAGGUACGAGGGAUACUGCGUGGAAUUGGCUGCCGAGAUCGCCAAACAUGUGGGCUACUCCUACAAGUUGGAACUCGUGCCAGACGGCAAGUACGGAGCCCGAGACCCUGAUACCAAAAUGUGGAACGGGAUGGUUGGAGAGCUGGUGUAUGGGAAAGCCGAUGUAGCCGUGGCUCCUCUCACGAUCACCCUGGUUCGAGAGGAGGUCAUCGACUUCUCCAAGCCCUUCAUGAGCUUGGGCAUCUCUAUCAUGAUCAAGAAGCCCACCAAAUCCAAGCCAGGCGUCUUCUCCUUCCUGGACCCGCUGGCAUACGAGAUCUGGAUGUGUAUAGUGUUUGCGUACAUCGGUGUCAGCGUGGUCCUAUUCCUGGUGAGCCGUUUCAGUCCGUACGAGUGGCACAGUGACGACUCAGAGGACAGCGGUGAGCAUCUGAGCCAGAACCGGACACCGUCCCCGGAAGCCGGACAAUCGCAGUUGCAGGAUCAGCAUGGCCAGAGUCCAAGCCAGCAAGACAAGCAGGAGAAACCACCUGAACACUCCAACGAGUUCGGCAUUUUUAAUAGUCUGUGGUUCUCUCUGGGUGCCUUCAUGCAGCAAGGCUGCGAUAUUUCACCCAGAUCACUCUCGGGUCGUAUAGUUGGAGGCGUCUGGUGGUUCUUCACCCUCAUCAUUAUCUCCUCCUACACGGCCAACCUGGCUGCCUUCCUGACUGUGGAGAGGAUGGUGUCACCCAUAGAGAGUGCAGAAGACCUGGCCAAGCAGACAGAGAUCGCUUACGGCACCUUGGAUGGAGGAUCGACCAAAGAGUUCUUCAUGAGGUCAAAGAUAGCCGUGUUUGAGAAGAUGUGGUCCUACAUGAAGUUUGCAGAUCCGUCAGUGUUUGUAAAAACCACUGAUGAUGGAGUGGUGAGAGUGCGGAAGUCCAAAGGGAAAUACGCUUAUCUGCUGGAGUCCACCAUGAACGAAUACAUCGAACAGCGCAAACCCUGUGACACCAUGAAGGUGGGCGGAAACCUGGACUCCAAGGGGUAUGGGGUUGCAACUCCUAAAGGCUCUGACUUAAGGAUUCACCCCAUGAUGUCACUCCAUCCCAUUUCAUCACUAGCAUGUCAGUAUGCUGAACUGUCACUGACAUUCAGCUGACCAUCAUUUUCACAGACAUCAUGCAGAUAGAAACAAAAUUAAUAACACGGCUAACACAUUAACGCUAGCAUAGAUUUAUGUAUCUGAAAAAAGGCAGAAUUUUUUUUUAAAUUCAUCACAAGGCUUUAUUUGUUGACCAUUACUUCCAUUCAUAUCUCCUCAUCAACUCUUUUUCUUUGUAAUAUGUUGUUUUCCAUCAGAAACUGUACUUUCUGGACAAUAAGUGUCUGCACUGUAAAUCAGCACUGCUUGAAAGAUGAAAUAAUGUAUCAGGCGAUUUUAUUUUCCGCACUGGGACGUUAGAGUAAUAUAGGUGCUUUCUAGUUUAUUUAGUGUUACUGUAGUUCAUCACUGUUGUUUCCAGAGCUCAAACCUUUGCUACGUUCCUUAUCUAGAGGUGUACAUCAGGACUGGAAUCCCGUUGGAAAGAACAAUAAAAGUAUCAGGACUGGGCCGGUUUUUACAUUUGGGACUGGGUGGUCAGAUAGACAGGUUCCAGGACAAAGAUGGGCUAUGUUGAUUACCAUGGAAGCAUAUUUAUCUCAUUCAUUCACUCAUCUUCAGUAACUGCUUUAUUCUGUGCUGGGUCAUUGUGUUGUUGUUGUUUUUUUUAGCCAAACAGACCAAGCUAAUUUCGUCAGAAAAUAUGGUGGGGAGAUGAUAUGCAACCAAAAAUAACUGCUGCAGAAAGAUGGGAUUGAUGGAAUUUCUUUGGGAAGAUUCAUAUUUCUAAACCAAGGGCCUCAUUUAUCUUAGUAAAGUUGUGCGUAAAUGUUUUUACACACAACUAAAAACGAAUUCCCACCAGAUUUACAGAAAGUUCAGUAAUGUUUAAACUCCCAUAAAGUACCAAGCACAUUCACGGCACAGCUAAUUUACAUUUAGUGACGCUCACAAAACUUGAUAAAAGGCAAUGAGAGCUCGCAAAAAGUCAAAUGAUGACUAAACUGCAAAAGAUUACCUCCUAAACAUAGUGUGCACCGUGUGCUCAUGCAUUGCAGUGCGUCAGCUCCCAUAGACACACUCGACCUCAUUUUAUGGGGUGCAAUUACUUUUGUCCCAAAUGAAUGGCUGGUCUUAGUAUUAGUAUUUGUCUUAAUUUAUGGAUUUGUUUUGGAUUCUUUCUUUCAAGUCGUCCCUGCUGAAAAAAACAAUAGGAACCCGAAUAGAAUUUGUAAUAGUUAUAAUUGUAUUGAAUUGAAUUGAAUUGUAUUGGUUUCUGUGGGAAGUGUAAUGGUUAACUGUAAAAUCUCUACUGGUAAUUUCUUGCUUUCUAUUGGUGGCACGUUAUGUCUAGUGAAUACCUUUAAGGACCAAUAAUGGUAAUGGCAAUGGUUUUAAUGGUUAGCUGAUGGUUUGUAAUGGUGUUUGUAUUGGAAACCAUUUGAAUUUCUAUGAUGGUUUGUAUUUUUUUUCAGCAGGGAUUAAUAUGAAAUGAACAAGUUUCACAGAACUGUUAAAUGUGUGUGCGCAGUUUAAAUCGCUGAAAAAAGGUUCACAUUAAUGAGUUCUCAAUGUUUACAAAUGUAAAAUACCACAUUGUUUUGUGGAAAUUUUCCUUUGAGUGAAUAAAUUCUGUCGUAUUUUGUUUGAUAAAUGAGGCCCAAAAUCCUCACUUUACAAUGUUUAAUGCUAAACUUUUAUAAUUCACUCGUUAAUGUACUGUGACUUUUGAGGUUCAAAUAUUACGUUAAUGCCAUACUAAAUGUGUGUUUAUCAUAACCUUCCUGUUGUCCAGGUUUAUAGUAAAAACACUAUUAAAUAGGCACUUGCUACAGUACAAAAGACACGUUUUAUAGUCUGGAAAAUGCGAUACGUUUUCUCCUUUCCUCUCUGCCUGUUACUCUUUCUGCCAAAGCAGUGAAUUUCAGAAACUAACGCUCAUGAAUGUAGUCUGGCUUUCUCUUAGUCACCCAUAAGCCGACCUCUUUCUAACCCCCCUGUCACACAGAGGGAGGGCUCAGAAAGAGAGGUUUUACUGAGAAAGACACUGUUGCCUGGGAGCAGAGCAGACCCACGGUCUGUUCGCUUUCCUUCCCGGCGGCACUCUCUGCCACGCAAUGGAAGGGCUUCCCUGUAACAGCGCUGGAGCAGGAGCACAUGAAGACUGGGUAAGGGUGGAGCUGGCGCAUUAAAAAUGCUCUGGCACAAUUCAUGGACCGUCGAGAAUGUAUAAGUUCUCCUUUGAGCUGUUGUAAUGGGAUAGCAAUCUGACAACAACAAUCAAAAUAACAAUCUAGCCCGCUUAAAUCCAGAGCAUUGCUAAUGCCUCCUCUUCCCUUCCUAAGAAUCCAUGUCUUGCUUGGUAAAAUCUGGUCACACUACAUUUUUUUCCCCCUGAACAUCACACAGCACAAGACAACAAAAAGGUCUUGUAGAAACAGGCACACAAUCAGAUCAGUUUUACUUUUAUUUGAUUUGAUUUUUUUCUUUUUCUUUUGAAAAUUGACUCACGUUUCAUUUCCUACAACCUCUGCCUCGCUGUCCCAUUCUCACCACUGACGCUGACCCCGAUUAUUUUAUUAUCAUUUCAAGAAACCGAGUAAACCUGGCAGUGUUAAAACUGAACGAGCAGGGCCUGUUGGACAAAUUGAAAAACAAAUGGUGGUACGACAAGGGCGAGUGCGGCAGCGGGGGAGGUGAUUCCAAG